This is a messenger RNA of Darwinula stevensoni, 1078 nucleotides long. The record is from the annotation of a GenBank genome assembly. Lineage: Eukaryota; Metazoa; Arthropoda; Ostracoda; Podocopida; Darwinulidae.
CACAAAGGAAAAGGCAAUGCUUGGGAAGUGCGUCCUACUGUUCCUCCUUCUCUGCCCCGUUUUGGGGGAGAGAGAGGAACUCCGUUGCGACUGCGAAGAACAGUCUGUCGUGGAAGAGGGGUCGGUGUCGUCGAUCUGUAGUGCUCGGGCGACUUCUCGUGGCCUGAAGCAGCAAGUCGUGUCGUACAGCCUGUAUGGAUCGAAAUCGAGGGAUGGAAGGGCGCCGGUGGAGUUUGAAGACCUGGUGCCCGAGGUGUGCGAGGACGUGAAGGUCCAAUAUCCAGGUUGGGUGAUGCGAAUCUACACGGACUACAAGCCCGAGGUGCCAGAGCAGAGAGAAUGGAUGUGCGAGAUCCAGUGCAACAACCCCCACGUUGAUUUCUGCCUCGUGGACAGACUCCCGGAACUGGGGGACGUCACCAGCGUGCAAAAUCAAGGGAGGACGUGGAGGUUUCUGCCCGGGAUGGAUCCCCUUGUGGACAUUUUCCUGUCAAGGGACACGGACUCCCUGGUGAUCGACCGGGAACGCGAUGCCGUCCGUGAAUGGCUGGAGUCGGACUCUAUGGUUCACGCGAUGAGGGAUCAUCCCCGACACGGACGCCACAUUCUCGCAGGUAUGUGGGGGGCGAAGACGUUCAUGAAUCGGUCCUUGAUGGCAAGCUUGACCGCGAAGAUGCUAUUUGAGACUCACUUGGAUCACGAGAAAGAAUUUGAUCAAGACAUUCUCAGGGAAGUCCUGUGGCCAGCGACUAAGAAUCAAAUGAUGGUGCACGACAGCUACUUCUGUUCGGAGCCUGAAUUCGAAGGCCCGGCAUACCGCCCCUUCCCGACGCGUCGAGACGCGAAGUUCUUCGUUUCGUAUGGCCCGAGGUUUCUACCGGCGCUGAAGGACGUGACGAAGUGCCCACUUCAGUGCAGGCCGAGGGAGCACCGAUAUUGGGUCUACUGCUAAUGUCCAUCGUUGGUAUUUGGUGCGAGCAUGAGUUUCCACCCCCAUUCCUUUGAUGCUUUCUUCAAUUUUGAACCUACUGUCUAUUCAUAGAAUACAUCAAAUCAUAUCUUAGGAACUUCUUCAAAU